CGGGAUUGGUCAUUAAAUCAACAAGAAGGAGAAGCGACUGGCAAUAUCACGCAUUAUCCAGUGCGUCCAGAGCACCGUUGUUGUGGAGAUUUCGGGGACAAGUUUGAAAAACGAAGACGACGGAGUUUAUUGCGGCGAUGAAGAGGUGGGGAUUGGACCCGAAGGAGAAAGCUAUGUUUUUUAUGAUGGAUGUGGCAGAGAAUGUGAUAUUGUCAAGCAGGAAUAUAGGAACAUUGAGGAUGUUGACUCCGAGGACUUUGAAUUUGUUUGACGUCUUGGAUUCUGAUAGGCUGGUGUUGACUCCGGAUUCUGUGGAUUUUUUGAAUGCGAGGUAUGGGGUGGGUAAUGAGGAAAGCGAGGAUGAUGAUGAGCAGGAGGAUGAUGGAGAGGAAGAGGAAGGGGAAGGUGUUGAUGAAGACCAUCUUCCUUCGACUGUCUCUAAAGAUUGGUAACUUGUAUCAGCCAGAUAGAUGUCAGUUUGGAAUAUUUUCAACUGAUCCUUUCUCAUUCUUCAACAUGUGCAAUAGGAACUGAUGCAGGACAAUGAUAGAGAGGAGUGACGUUAUCAUCCUUUUCUAGAUUGACUGAAAACUUGGCAUCCUUUGCGCGACACGUGAGAAGAUUACUGCUGUGCCCAAGUUAAUGGUAAUUUCUGUUGCAGGGUGCUGCUUCAUUUUAUUGCAGGCCGGUUUUGGUAUGAUUUUCUGUGUAUUUUUGUAUCAAUUUGCACACCCUCUUUUGCAAAUAUAUCUAGUUAGGUAUUCUACAUUGCAAUUUGGUCAAGUGUUGAUUCCCAGUUCUCACCCCUCACCUUUGGCAUUGAUACUGUUUUGCUGCGUAUUCAUUCAAUUCUUUUGGGCUAUCUGUUUUGUCCUUUAGAUUUUGCAGUUCUUAGCCGUGUGGUUUGCUGUUUUGUCCUUAUGUUCCGACCCCCCUGUCCUCCAUAUCAGAAAUUGUAGGUUGCUUCUAAUGGUUCUUCUUGC
Carica papaya (papaya) is the source of this 983-nucleotide messenger RNA. It is a transcript of the gene RPL4, whose product is annotated as ribosomal protein L4. Gene Ontology annotation, cellular component: ribosome. Gene Ontology annotation, biological process: translation. The record is from RefSeq and is a predicted model, not a curated record. Gene Ontology annotation, molecular function: structural constituent of ribosome. Lineage: Eukaryota; Viridiplantae; Streptophyta; Magnoliopsida; Brassicales; Caricaceae.